AGCUUUUGUGCAACGACGAAAAAACACUGCAUCAGCCGCCGCAUCAGGUUUUCUUUUGUCAUCGUUUUCACGCGAGAGAGAAGUGCGCAAAGCGGAAAAGUUUUGUUCUUCGUUCGAUAAAAGAAAGGUUCGCUAGUUCGUGAUUUGCAGAAAAACGUACCUAUACCUAGUAAUGGAAGCCCUGCAGAAGCAUCUCGGCCGGAUCAAGGUCCCCUGCGGGAACGACAAUGUGUACAAGGAGGAGUGCGUGUACAGUUUCGACAAUCCGGAGUCGCCGACGGGGCUGUACGUGAGUUUGAGCAGUUUCCUCGGGUUCGGGGAGGAGCACGCGCGGCGGUACGCGGAGAAGAGUGGCAAUCGGGUGUUUUUGCAUUUGAGGCGGGAGAAGAUCGAAAUUCCGGAAUCGGCACAGGAAGGUCCGGAGAAGAAGAUUACGCGGCUGGCCAUUGGAGUGGACGGCGGAUUUCCGUCGGAACAGAAGAAGUACGAGUAUAAGGAACACUACAAGGUGGUGGUCCUGCCGGAAGGGACGAGUUUUGCUUACCCGAAUCAGGACCUGCCCCUGCUGGUGCAGAAUUCGGUGGAGGCGGUUUUGAAUGCGGAGGCAGCGUCGGUCAAGCGGGAGCGAGAACAGUUGACCGGAACAUGGGACGGAGAAGUGCGGCAGGUUUCCCAGCAUGCGGAGAAUCUGCUGCAGCUGGACAAUGGGAGGAAGAUUCCACCGACCGGGUGGAAGUGCGAACGCUGUGAUCUGACCAGUAACUUGUGGUUGAAUCUGACGGAUGGAGCGAUCCUGUGCGGUCGGAAGUUCUACGAUGGAACCGGAGGGAAUGACCAUGCAUUGAACCAUUACCGAGAGACGAAUUACCCGUUGGCUGUGAAGCUGGGAACAAUCACGGCUGAAGGCAAGGGAGAUGUCUACAGCUACCAGGAGGACGAUAUGGUCGAGGAUCCCUACCUGGUCAAGCACCUGGCCCAUUGGGGGAUCAACGUGGGCCAGCUGGAGAAAACGGAGAAAUCCAUGGUCGAGUUGGAACUGGACCUGAACCAGAAGAUUGGCGAGUGGGGAAUCCUCUGCGAAAGCGCCAGCAAUUUGAAACCGAUCGCCGGUCCGGGUUUGACCGGAAUGCGGAACCUCGGAAACUCUUGCUAUCUGAACAGUGUAAUGCAAGUGGUGUUCACCAUUCCGGAUUUCGUCCGUCGGUUCGUGGAUGGAUCGAAGGAUAUUUUCGAAAACUUCCCAGCUGAUCCAGCCAAUGACUUCAACGUCCAGAUGGCCAAACUGGGAGUCGGUCUGUGCAGUGGCAAAUACAGCGUUCUGACUGAAAACAGCAUGGACACGGUGGACAGCUCCUCCGGUAUUGCUCCUACCAUGUUCAAAGCCUUGAUUGGCAAAGGCCAUCCGGAUUUUGCGACUAAGCACCAGCAAGAUGCCCAGGAGUUCUUCCUGCAUUUAAUCAACACUCUUCAGAAGCAUUCCCGGAACCAGGCGGAUCCGGCUGACGCCCUGAAGUUCAGCAUCGAAGACCGCGUCGAAUGUUGCUCCAGCGGAAAGGUCAUGUACAAUCGCCGUGACGAGUGGUGCCUUCCGCUGCAGAUCCCCCUCAAUCUGGCCACCAACAUCGCCGAAGUCAAAAAGUACGAAGAAGACUUGGCCCUCGCCGAGAAGGAAGGUCGACGUCUGGAACCGGAAGCCCUAGUCCGUCCAAAGAUCCCCCUGAGCGCCUGCCUCGAUACCUUCGCCCAGCCGGAAACCGUCGAGCAGUUCUACAGCACGGCUAUCAACGCGAAAACCACUGCCAAGAAGACCACCAAACUGGCCACCAUGCCGGACUUCCUCAUGCUCCACCUGAAGAAAUUCACCCUCCGAGAAGACUGGACAUCGGUCAAGCUGGACGUUGCCAUCGACAUCCCGGAAGUCCUAGAUCUGGAAACGCUCCGUGGAACUGGCAAACAGCCCAACGAAGAAGAGCUUCCCGAACUGGUAGGUAAGGCUCCUUCCCCACCUCCGAUGGAUCCCGCCGUUAUGGAACAGCUCAUGGCCAUGGGAUUCCCGCCGGAAGCGUGCAAGCGAGCGAUUUUCUUCACCAAGAACACCGGCGCCGAAGCGGCCACCCAGUGGAUCAUGGAGCACAUCGCCGAUGCAGACUUCGCCGCUCCGUUCGUCCCUCCGGGCACCGACACCGGAAAGUCCUCAUCAGCCGCCUUCGUUCCGGAUCCGAUGGGCCUCGAGAUGCUCAUGGGAAUGGGCUUCACCACCCUGCAGGCAACGAAGGCCCUCAAGGAGACCCAGAACAACACCGAACGGGCCGUGGAUUGGAUCUUCUCGCACACGGACGAACUGAACAGCAUCGCCAUGGGAGACGGAGGAGACGAGACUGAGGCCGCGGCCGUACCGAGCAGCUCGAGCGCUGCGCAGUACCGCGACGGACCAGGAAAGUACAAACUGGUGGCAUUUAUCUCCCACAUGGGCAGCUCGUCCCAGGUCGGUCACUACGUGUGCCACAUCCUGAAGGACGGCCAGUGGGUGAUCUUCAACGACAACAAGGUGGCCAUAUCGCAGAACCCGCCGAAGGAGCUCGGCUACCUCUACCUCUAUCAGCGAGUCUAGUAGGAGAGCGACGAGCCACGGCUGACUAGCGGCAACAGGUAUUUAGCCUCUCUUUCUUGAUUCUUUAAAUGGAUAUUUUUUCCACGCGCGCGACUGCCCGGUGGAGUAGAUUUGAAACUGUUCAGUGAAAAUAGCUGCAUUAUUAUUCGAUUUACAGCAUUAGAUUGUGGUAAUUUUAGUGCUAACUUAUUCUGUUCUCUCGAAGCACGGCAUUAAGCAAAUAAUAAAAAUGGAUCGUACUUUUGCCAUAAUGGAUUGAUGAA
Aedes albopictus (Asian tiger mosquito) is the source of this 2874-nucleotide messenger RNA. It is a transcript of the gene Usp5, whose product is annotated as ubiquitin carboxyl-terminal hydrolase 5. Gene Ontology annotation, molecular function: cysteine-type deubiquitinase activity; protein binding; zinc ion binding. Lineage: Eukaryota; Metazoa; Arthropoda; Insecta; Diptera; Culicidae. Gene Ontology annotation, biological process: protein deubiquitination. The record is from RefSeq and is a predicted model, not a curated record. The transcript has 2 exons. Bases 173 to 2611 code for a protein of 812 amino acids.